GGAUUAGCUACCGCCCGUACCGGCAGCUCCAGCAAGAGUGCCACUCACACACACGUCACACUGCGUAGUGCGCAAGGCUCCGACUUUGAUGCGCGUACCCGCCACGGUCCAUGGCCUCCGCCGUCGCCAGUAACCUCCCCGUCGCCACGCCAGCCGCCGUGCCGGUGCCUUACGGGAGGCUCAGCCCGCGCGUGUCAAUCAGCCGCGACGCGCCCGCCGACCUGGUGGAUCCCGUCGCCAUGGCAGUGGCCACGCCGGAGCCCGCGAUCUCCAAGGACUUCAUUGACUUCGAGUUCAGCCUCGGCAGCUCCGCCACCAUGCUCCCCGCCGACGAGCUGUUCGCCGACGGCAAGCUGCUACCGCUGAGAAAGGCGGCGACUCUGCCGGAUCCGGAGGCCGCCGCGCCACCCCCGGCGCAGCCAGAGGAGGCAAUGCCGGCGACCAGCACGGAGCCGAUCAAGCCUCUCCGCGCCGCGGCGGCUGACGGCACAGACCCCUACGCGUUCUCGCCCAAGGCGCCCAGCUGCUCCAGCCGCUGGCGCGAGCUGCUCGGGCUCAGGAGAGCGUCGGCCGCGCGGAGCCCGAGCACCAAGGCCUCGGCGUCGGCGUCGCCCGCGGCGGCCAAGACCCCGGCAUCCGCGGCGAGGGCGACGAACUCCGCGGCGGCAAGGUCGCUCAAGCUCCUACUCCAGCGGAACGCCGGGCGCGCAUCGGGCGCCGCGGCGUCGGACCACGCGUCGGCGCCGCUCCUCCGCGACAGCUCCGACUCGGAGGGGUCGCUGUCGCUGGCGUCCUCCCGCUUCUCGCUUUCCUCGUCGUCGUCCUCCUCCGGGCACGACCACGACGACGUGCCCCGCCUCUCGCUCGACUCCGCCGCCGACCCCCACCCGCCUCGCAUCCGCCUGGUCCGCUCCUCCCACUCCAACUCCCACCACCGCCACCCCACCUCGUCCUCCACCCGCGCCGGGCGCAGCCCCGCGCGACGCCGGCCCUCGCCGCCGCCGCCGCCGCGCUGCCUCUCCGUGGACUCCCCGCGCAUGAACUCGUCGGGCAAGAUCGUGUUCCAGGGGCUGGAACGCAGCUCCAGCUCACCCUGCAGCUUCCACGCGGCGUCCAAGUCGCGGUCCCGGACGGUGGACCGUUCCUACUCGUCCGGCGUCCGCGUGGCGCCCGUGGUGCUGAACGUGCCCGUGUGCUCGGGCCCCGUGUUCGGCUUCUUCAAGGACAAGAAGGACUCCGGCGCGGCCAAGGACGCCGCCUCGGCGGCGUUGGCCGCGAGGUGCAGGUCGUCGCUGGGGCGGAAGGCGGCGCAAGGGUGGAGUGGCGAGCUGGCGAGAUCCUCCGGCUGAUUUGACGACCCCGUUUGACUUGACCGGGCAGCCCGCGACCUCGUGUUUGUCUCGUUUGCAUGCAGAACGGCUGUUGCCAUCGACCGUCAUGAAUCAUGAUGAGAGGAUAGCUUUGGCUGCUCGUUGGUUUAACUGAUUUUGUUUCUUUCUUUGGAGACGACGGCGGCGAUGGGGUGGUUGUCUAAUCGAUUGACUGUUUUUUUCUUUUUUUUUCUGCUUCAUUUUCACUCGACUGUAAAUUCGAGUUUUGUACUACUACCGCUCUUCUGAUUUGGUUGAAUGCGAAUUGAAAAUGGUGGUAAAUCUUCUG
This is a messenger RNA of Zea mays, 1659 nucleotides long. RefSeq lists its product as uncharacterized. Lineage: Eukaryota; Viridiplantae; Streptophyta; Magnoliopsida; Poales; Poaceae. The transcript has a single exon. Bases 111 to 1349 code for a protein of 412 amino acids. The record is from RefSeq and is marked provisional.